AAACUGCGUAGCUUAAGCAAUUGGACAGGAUGUCAGGUGAAGAUCCAUGUCCAUGCUGAUCCACUCGAUGAAGUUACUAUUAAUCUUUAGUUGUUUUUUCAAGACAAUCUUGUCAGCUUAGGUCAGAGCCCAAUUUAAUGUGAAAUUCCUAAUUUAUAUGUCAUUGGUAACAGAGGCUAGGUUCAGUGGCCUGGCUAAUUAAGGCAAUACCCGAUGCGGGUAAACAAACCAUCAUGCACCAAUUUUGAAGCUCAAUUUAGUGUUGAUAUUUUAGUUCACUCAACCAGCUAGCAACCUAAAUGGAAACUGCAAUUAACAUGAACUAAACUAUGUUUAGCUCCCAUAUAACCAUAUAAAGCGAAUAGACAAAAUGUGACACGUUCUAAGAUUUUCUCCAUUAAAUUUUAGGCAGUUUUCUUAGUCAUUUGUCAACCUGACACUCAAAAUUAAUUUUACCAAAGUUGUUUUUCUAUUCUUUCUGUUUCUUUUUGAUGUAAUUCAGGCUUUAGGUUUUAGUUGUUUCAGAAAACAAUUGUUAAAACAGUUAUAUACUUAUUUUAAAAGAACUACUCUGAUAAUCCUGGUAGAAAAAAGGUAUUCACAUGCAUGAAAUAAAAACACUGGUUUGUUUCAGAACAUUGAGACAGGAAAAUGACAGUACCAACACCUUGUGAACAUGACAAAGACAUAACAAAAGAUGCUAUUGACCAGAUUUUUCUCCAACCUGUCGAAACAUUGGAAAUGUUGAUGAACUCAUUUAGUACAGAUCCUACAUCUCUAAAUAUUCAAUCUGGUAAUUUGGCAAAUAUAGUCAGCGAAUCAACUGUAAAUGGAGAGCAUUUCAAAUUAGAUUCUGAUGAUGAUCAGAAAUGUUCAGUUGGUGGCUAUGCAGAUAAUGAAAUUCAAAAUGUGAUGUUACCUGAAGGUACAAGUUCUCAGUCGGCAUUAUUCUUAGAAAAGGGCACACCCCUUGCAAAAGUAGAUAACUUUGUUGAUGAAACCGAAAACAUAAUAAUUUCAUCUCCUGCUUCAUCAAAAAGUAGUGGAGUUGUAUUCGCACCGAAACAAAUCAAGCGCACUGAUGAUAAAGAAGAUACUGCAAACUACUUAAAUUUGAAGGGAUGUGCUUCUGAAGCAAACUUUAAAGUGGAAAUGAUUAACUCAGUUCAUCAUGAUGACCCUUUACCUGGGGAAGCUGUUGUAUAUCAAAAGCCUUCGCCCAUUGUUAAGUCCACACAACUUCUUCUUUCACAGAGUACAGAAAAGAUGGAAUGCCACCACGAAGAAAAGAAUGACGAUUCCGUAGAAAGUUUUAAACUUGAUGAAAAUUUUGACUAUGAUCAAGUUGCAUUCACACCAAAAUUUGACGCAAGCAUUGUGAACUUACCACAGCGAUAAGUCGAAUAAAUUAUGUAACCAUUUUUUAAUUAUUUAUUCAAUUGUAAUUGUACAGCUGGUAAAUAUUGUAAAUAUCUCUUGUUUAGAAAUUUUUAAACUCCUUGAUAAUAUAUAGAUCAAAUUGU
Hydractinia symbiolongicarpus is the source of this 1523-nucleotide messenger RNA. RefSeq lists its product as uncharacterized. Gene Ontology annotation, cellular component: 9+0 non-motile cilium; cytosol. Lineage: Eukaryota; Metazoa; Cnidaria; Hydrozoa; Anthoathecata; Hydractiniidae. The transcript is spliced from 4 exons. Gene Ontology annotation, molecular function: intraciliary transport particle A binding. Gene Ontology annotation, biological process: acrosome reaction; spermatogenesis. Bases 652 to 1398 code for a protein of 248 amino acids. The record is from RefSeq and is a predicted model, not a curated record.